GUCUCUGCCUCUCUCUCUCUCUCUCUGUGACUAUCAUAAAUAAAUAAAAUUAAAAAAAAAAAAAACUACUGUUCAGUACUUCCCUUAACAAGGUCUAAGAGCAAAGUGAACAUCGGGCAUGGGCAUGGGUCGGUGUUUAAGGCCAGCAGAUCCCUACUCCUUACAGUCAUCCAGCUGGUGCACAUCCCCCUCCACCAGUUUGGGUCCCUUUUCUGACGUGUUCCCAGGACGCUCAGCCUGGGCCAGCCUGGGCCCCGCUCUGCCACUGGCACUGGCACUGGCUCGGGUCGCCUUCCUGCGCCCCCGGGCGCCGCCCUGUGACGUGAGAGCGCGGCGCCGGCAGCGGCCACUGGCCACUGGGAGUCGGGGAGUCGGUGCGCCCCGGCGACGGCUCGCGACGGCGCUCUCUUCCCGGGUUCCGGGUGGCUUUUCAGCUCUUGUGGUCGAAGCUGGAAGACGGGGAGGGCGUGGACAUUUCUGACCUGACACUAUGGAGGAAGGAAGAGGCGACAACUUCGACCGGGGAUAUAGUGCAACUAUCAAUGCUUGAAAUAAGACACAAGAUAGCGGAACUGGAAGCCAAACUCAAUACUGAUGAUGAAGGUGGUGAAUGGAAAGUUCGUUAUGAGACACAACUGGAACUGAAUGAACAACUAGAAAAGCAAAUUGUUUCUCUAGAAGAGAAAAUGGAAAAAAUCCCUGGAAAUCCUUCAGAUAGAUUGUCUUCUAUCCGUGUCUAUGAACAAAUGCCAGUGGAAUCCUUAAAUACAUUGCUUAAAUAGCUAGAAAAAGAGAAAAGGAGCCUUGAAAAUUAAGUGAAAGACUGUGCACUGAGAUUGGAACAAGAUUCAAAGGCUUACCAUAAGACCAACAAUGAGUGCCGUAUAUACCUAGCUAAAAUGUCACAGAUCUCUGACUCAUACCAAGUUUCUAAAAGGCAACAGAUGGAUCAACUGCCUAGAGUGAAAGAGAAUCUAGUGAAAAUGAGAAGAUAUAAUUCAGUUAAUCAGAAGACAAUGAAUGCCAAGAGAGGACCAGUAAAAAAGAUUACAAGAUCAAACCAUCUUCCAAAACUCAAUCCGUAAUUGUAGAACUGGGUGGAUUUCUAUAUCUUCCUUUUUUUCAUCUGUAAUAUUCAACUGGUGAAGUUAAUGUUUAACACAUUUUUCAGGGAAUGAAAUAGACAAGAAAGAACUAUCAAACUUCUGUUUAGCUCCUCUUCCAGAAGUUUGUUCCUUUGUCUGUAUGAAAAUAAUUUUCUCAAGUGAUAGAUCCUAAAACAUCUAAUAGCAUUGCUUAUGAUUUUAGAAAUAUCCUAGAAAGCCUGAAGGUUGGCAUUAUUACACUUAACAUUUAAUAAUAUAUCCAUAACAUAUGCUGAUAGUAACAUUGCUAUUAUAUUUGGUUUCUAGUUGACUAUCAGCUAAAAAUAUGAAUUCAUCAAAACAUUUGGCUAUUAUAGGCUCUAUCCUGUUUGGGUCUUUUAAACUUAUGGUUUAAACAAAGCUACAAAUCAGAUGGAUUUUAUUUUUUUUUAAGAUUUUUUAUUUUAUUUAUUCAU
Canis lupus familiaris (dog) is the source of this 1561-nucleotide messenger RNA. RefSeq names its product coiled-coil domain containing 169 (gene CCDC169). NCBI's taxonomy places the organism in Eukaryota, Metazoa, Chordata, Mammalia, Carnivora, Canidae. The record is from RefSeq and is a predicted model, not a curated record.